Trypanosoma cruzi is the source of this 6429-nucleotide messenger RNA. RefSeq lists its product as uncharacterized. The coding region runs from base 1 to 6429 and encodes 2142 amino acids. The transcript has a single exon. Lineage: Eukaryota; Euglenozoa; Kinetoplastea; Trypanosomatida; Trypanosomatidae. The record is from RefSeq and is a predicted model, not a curated record.
AUGGCUGGCCUUACAUCGGACAACAUUUCAAUAGCGUCCGCACGUCAAUACGGCUUUUCAAGGGAGCGUGACUUGUGCGUCUAUUGCGGGAAGAAUUCAAAGCCGCCGCCUACAGACCCGUUUGCGCCAGUCUUUGUCUUCUUCUCCCUCGUCGACUGCCGCCACUACGUGUGCCAGCCGUGCGCCCUCGUCAACUGCGACAACGCUGGUCGCUACAUUCGCUGCCCAACGUGUCACUCCAUCUCGCGUCUUGCGCAGACGGGUAAAAAGCGUACUGGACCCGACGAGUUGCGUGUGACGAUUGACGAUGGCGUAUCCUCUGCCGCCUCACACGCAUCACGCCGCUCGGUACGUGUUUCGGCAGACAACGUGCCGGCACGAAGCGCCCUUGCGAAGGCUGACCGCAGCAAAAAACGUUCUGCCUCUGUGCAGUUUUCGGCGAACCCGACGACGUCUGUUGUGCCGCCACCUGAGGAGAGUGAAAACAAAAAACGUGGAGAUGCUUCUGUAACUUCACCGCUGACGCGCGAUGCUGUUGGAAACCUGCCAAAGGAUCCAAGCUAUAGGCAGCGCGAGCGUAUGAAGGAGGUGGUGACGAGGUCGAACACCAGAGAAACUGUUGCAGUGAACCUGUACACCAUCAAGAGCUCCUCUGUGACGCGGCGUCGAUCUUCUGGCAGUCGUGCGAGCAGUGUGCCGUUGCCGCCGACUGAGCACCGUUAUCUCGCACCACCGAUACCUUUUGCGCCCCCGCCACCACUGCGUAUUCGUACAGUUGAAGAAGAAGAAGAAGAGGUAGGGGAAAAAGAUGUGCAACAGGAUGUGCAUGUGUCUCUUAGCGCUAUUGUAGCCGAGAUUGAAGAAAGCCUUCUUGCUGCCGUGGCGAAAGAAGCCCAGGAGCGCUCCACCAUUUCAAUGGCGGAGGAAUAUCGUCGCAAUGCCAUGAGUAAGCAGCGUGAGAUUCGGGAAAAGGAUAUGCUUGCAGCACAAGUAGAUAUCACGAGCGUGUUAGAUCUUGGUGUCAGUCCCCGUACCCCUCUUGACGUCUCGGAGGGACAAGUCAGCGCGACGUCGGAUGAUGAGACUCCAGCAAGCCUUCUCAAGAGACAUCCUGUUGCUCCACUGCUGUACGAUGAAGAAGAAAAGCAACCAGUUUCAGUAAUUGCAUCGGAUACAACAAUACAACCUGAGGGGACGCAGACAACUGAAGUGGUUUUGCAGAAACUUGAGGACACUGAAAGCAGUAUUGCACAUGAGAAAUUGGAGCCCAAAGAAGAAAUUGAGGAAUUGAAACAACGUGAUACUCAACUUUUGCAGCAUCAAUUGGAAAGUCUGCAGUCUGAAAUAAUUUCAGCAAUGGAAAUUUCAUUUGGGAUUGGUGAAAUUGAGGUACGAGAACGACAAAUGAUUGAAGGUGUGGAAGGUAUGGAGCGCCGUCUGUUGCAUAGUUCCCGUGUCCAAGCCGAGGUGGAGAUAAGUGCGUUUGAAGCUCAAAGACUGUCUGCCAACCGUGCAGCGCAGGCGGCAACAAACUAUAUUGCAUACAUCUCCAAGGAAUUUGACGAAUAUGCAUCAAGUGAGAUGGAGCAUCGUACUUUCAUUGAAGAUAUGCAGCGCUCCGAUUGGUCAACGCUGGAGAGGGAUUUCCAUGCGUCUUUGAAGAGAUUUUUUGAGGUGGAACUUCUUCGUUUGACCGAAAAGCAUCAGAUGGAGCUCACGCGGGCGUCCAUCACACUGACAACAGAAGAGACAAAGGCUCGUAUGUGGCUGGAGCAAAACGCAUUGGAUGAUCUCACGCGCCUCCACAUGAAUUCUAUAGAGGCGCUUGCUGAAUGUCGUCGUCAGCUUCAAAUGAAAGAAAUGCAGCGUGGGGUCUCGCGUAUUGUGGCGGUGCAGCAGCUGUACAUGCAGCACUUGUAUGAUCUUGCGGUGGAGGAGGACAACAAGCGGUGGAAAAUCCUUGAGGAAGAACAACGCGACCGUCAUGCGGAGUGGACGUCUUUUAUUACGACGGUACCCACUCUUAGGACGGCAACGGCGUCCCCAAGUUCCGUCACAUCUGCAUCCGUACGCGGGGCUUUGAGCUCUUCUCAUGCUCCCGAAUCUUCUCGCACUGCAGCAACGGCGUCCCUCUCUGUGGCGUCUCAGUACUUUGCCGCGUUGGUUGAAGAGGCGGAAUUAGAAGCACUGCAGCUGCAACAUAUGGAGCGACACGAACGUCACGCUCUCAUUAAUCUUUUUUUGGCUCAGUCUCAACGCCUGAAGGUCUGUGAAGCACCCAUGGACACAACAUAUUCCGAUACACCACUCUCACAGCGUGCAAUUGCUAAUAGUUGGCGACGUCUGGAGCUUCGAGAAGAGGAGAGGCGGAUUGAGCUGCAACAGCGAUCGUGGGCCUCAUUUCGUUCCAUUGUCAAAAAGGCAACAGAGGAGCAUGAACAAAUCGAUAGAAUGGAAAGAAUGCUGCGAUCCAUCGCGGAACGAUCACGGAGUGUAUUAAAUCGUUGCUUUGGUGAAGUGGAAUUGGCUCUGAUGGAUGAAGAAAAGCAUGAGCGUCAGAACAUAGAGGUCCAGGAGCGCCGUGCACGCAUGAAUCACUCCCGCGAGGCUGUGAGACACGAAGAGGUGCUUCUUGCUGGAGAGCGCUUGCUUCAUGACGCCUCUGGAACGCGUUUUUUGGAUGCAAUGGACGUUGCGGUACGGCAAUUCUCUUCGGAGGCGGUGCGUAUCGCACAGGAGGAACAUCUAGAACGCCUUUCUCUCGUGCAGGCAGAACGUUUUGAAUGCUUGUCACUUACAGCGCCUCUCGAAACACAGGCCCGGCGAAGCAAAAAAGAUGCAGUGGAAAAACUUUCAGAACUUCACUCUACAAUAGAAAAAACAACGGCGGAGGGUGCCUGGCGUGCACGUCUUGCUCUUGUGGAAACAGAGGAGCUUCGUGUCCGGGACGGUAUUUAUAACGAUGAGGCGGGUAACCGGUCAUGGUGGGUGACGGACGAGCGCCGCCAAAGGAUGGAAUUAACAUCUCUAGAAACAGAACGGCUCAGGCGAGCUAAAGAGGUUGCGCGGCUGCGUGACAAAAUGGGAGAGUGCGAAAGUGUUGAGGAGCAACGCCGUAUUGGAGUACAAAGGGAGGAGGCAAGUGCAUGGGCAACUCUCGUGAGGGAACAGAUAAGAGAUGCGGCCAACGCAUACAAGAAGGAGGGACAACGACGCAUAGAAGAAACACGUCGUGAGCGGUACGCCGAUCGGUCACAACGUUGUAGACGCGCCUUGGAAGAAUUGUUACAGGAUGAAGAUGAUGAUCGGCAUUACAUUUUUGAGGAUGAGCGGGAGGCACGUAGGCGGCUACGGCGUCAAGCUCUUCAGCUCUCGUGUGACAUUUUGGAAAAGAAGAAAAUUGAAGAAAACAUCCCGAGUCAGCCAGUGUUGGCAUCUCAAGGCAUUGGACAUGGCCCUGUAAAUGACCCCUCAGCCGUCACGGUUGACGAGGAGAAGAUAAGGCAAAAACGGUUAAAGGAACUCGCACGUGAGGAGGAGUUGAUUGAGGCGCAGACGCGUCUAAGGGAAGCGGAGCUCCGUAUUGCGGAAGAAGCAGAACUUCGCGCCAGGUCGGAGGAAGAAAAACGCGCGGCGCUGGCGGAGUCUGUGCGGUUGCUGCGUGAAGCCGAACAGCGAGCAGAAGAACGCAUCCGCCGGGCACGUCAAGAGGCAGAGCGAUAUGUUGAGCAGGAAGUGAGUCGAUUACGGGAUGCAAAUGAGCGGCAGGCAACACAUGCGGCGGCGCUGCGGGCGAUCGAGGAGGAAGAAAAAAGUGCGGUGGUUGAGGCGAAACUGCGGGCAGCGGAACAUGCAUUGAGGGAAGCGGAAAGACGCGCUGCAGAUGAUGUCCGUCGUGCCAAGGCAGAGGCAGAGGCAUUUGCGGCGGCAGAGGCGCAGCGUGUUGCCCUCGAGGCGAAGCGGCAGUUGCAGGAAUACCGAGAACAGCAGGAACAGCAGCUGCGGCAGAAGGACCUCGAGGUUCAGCAGAGACUGCGUGGUAUUGAGCAACAGGCGCAGGAAGCCAUUUUGGCGGCGAAAGCGGAGGCAAGUCGCCUGGCGGAAGAGGCGAAACGUCGGCUAGAGGAGUUGGAGGCCCGUCGCGUUGAGCGGGCGGCGGCUGUUGACGCCGCCAAAGUGAGUGUGCGUGCGGCUCAGCAGCGCAUGCGGGAGUUUGAGGAAUCUCGGGAAUCAACGCCUCAGCAGCCGCCAUUGGCGUGGCCCGUGGAAACAGCAGCCUCUACCGCCGAAGCUGCCACGGCGGCGGUGUUAAAAGGACCAAAGGAGGAGGGGAAGGAUGGGUAUACCCUCACUGCGGUGCUUUGCACCAAUGUCAUUCGGGCCGCCAUUCGUGGAGCAGUGGAAGAAGUUGUGAAGGCGACAAAGGAAGCCUGGUAUCUAUCCGAAGAGGCGGAGCACAGACUACGCACGGAGCGACGACGAAUGCGGAGACGACAAGCAGAACGCGAUCGAGCGGAGAAGGAGUUGAUUAAUGUCGAGAAAAAAAGCAUUCUGUGGGGAGAGGAGGAAGAGCAGGAGGAGGAAGAGGAAAAGGAAUCCAAACAUCGGGUUAACACCGGGGAUGACAAGGAGGCUUUCAGUACACCGCUGAAGCAAUCGACAAGGCGUCAGUAUCAUAAAAAACGAGAAGAGAAACAAUCAGUUCGUUUGCAACCUCCUGCUGAUGACGGUUGCGGUGUUUGCUACCGAAAAGAUACGGUAAGCCCCUGUGUGAAAUGUGAUUCGCAGGUGUGUCUUUACUGUGGCCCCGCUGCUGUCCACAGCGCAUGUUGUGAAGAACACCACAUCAAUGUUAUCAACGCCCACCGCCGUCAUUUGUCAGGGGAGCCACAAAAAGAGAAGCAUGAAACCAAAGAAGUGGAAAGAGAGAAUGGAGAUGACUCAUCUUUGUGGGAAGUGGAAGAAGCGGUGGCCGUGCCACGAAAAGAUGAAGUUGGGAGGUCACCGCUUGGUGUUCGUCGGAAGUUGUUGCCUGACGACUAUGAUGAAAAAGAAGAAAAGGAGGAUCAGGAAAGCGAAGCGAAAGAGGUCAAGUCACCUGGAAGCGUGGAAGAACCCAGGACAGUGCGAAAGCGGUACGAGGCCUUUUUUGUUCCGUUAUCCCGCGAUGCGGAGCCGAGGCGACCGAAGCCGCCGACGCCAAGAAAUUACGUGCCGGGUGUCUUUGCCGCAAAGUCCAAACAAAAAAAGGCGGAGAGGAGGUGCAGCCCGCCCGUACGGCGUGCACGCGCCAACAGACACAUGAGCGCCGCUGCUGCUGAGGAGUUGCAGCAGUUGCAGCGACGAUUCCCCAGGAAUGGCCUUAAGGAGCAUCUGGCAGCAGCCCACAACAACCAAAAACAACAGCGCCAGGAGUACCCACGCCAACCCUUCGCUUCGUUGAAUCCACAAUUUAGGGAGCCGCCCCCUGUCCACGCUGACUCGCGGCUGCGCAGACGCGAGGCCGAGCGGGUCGUCAUGGAGGAUCCGCUUUCUGCCUUUGGAAGGGCACCCUCUCCGAGUCAUUUGGGAGUUCAUUUCCCCGCCAAAACAAGACGCCCAUCGCGACGCAUGAUGGGGCGCAUUUCUCCCUUUGAAGCAUCAAUUGAGCUCGCUAAGGGCUUUGACGACUUUGCCCACCGCGACCCUACCGGCCUUGAGCGCACUUACUAUGAUGGAAAGCCUGUACGACCUAUUAAACGGGAUUAUAUGUCUGAUGAUCUGGCAGACUUAAGCAACCGCUCCAGUGUACGAAGGCAGCAUCAAGAACAGUACAGAUCACGGGCAAUGGAGUUUAGAGAGGAAGAGGGACAUGUAAACGUCAGUCGCGAACGCGUGUUCGUUACGAGUUACCAUGAAGUGCCUCUUUACAUGGGAACACAACGCCAUCACGAAUCGUUGCCGUAUAACUCACAUCAACGUGAAGAGUGCAAUGUGCGCACCACGCCAACACUACAUGAGUUAGAUCAGCGUCUUCGGCACCUUCGACAGCACCGCCUCUUUGAUCGUGUUUCUCAACGCUCCCCUGACCGUCACUGUUCACGUCAUCACUUCAAUCAGGAGGGUGAAAUUUACUGCGGCUGCCAUAAUGCAGGAUCAAGUAAGAUACGACGGCCCACACCAUGCUCCCAUGAUCCUUGUAUCACCGUUCACCUCUUUCCUGACACCCGUAUUCCCACAACAGCAGCCGGACCAAUGAAAAUGACACGCGGAGGAAGCAGCCGGCGAAAUACCAGCCGUACUGAUAGACGUUCAACGCUUCGGGUUGUAUCACCGCCAUGGCGAACAGAACUCAAUUCUGGACCACUGCGACCGUCGUGGAGUUUUGAGCAGCCGCACUCAUUUAUAACGAAGUCAUACAAACGAACUUUGUUGCCGGUCGAACCGUGA